Molecule: messenger RNA, 1744 nt
Organism: Dioscorea cayenensis subsp. rotundata (Guinea yam)
Lineage: Eukaryota; Viridiplantae; Streptophyta; Magnoliopsida; Dioscoreales; Dioscoreaceae
Product: type IV inositol polyphosphate 5-phosphatase 11-like
Exons: 8
Coding region: 627-1718 (363 amino acids)
Biological process (GO): response to salt stress; response to auxin; response to abscisic acid
Cellular component (GO): plasma membrane
Molecular function (GO): phosphatidylinositol-3,4,5-trisphosphate 5-phosphatase activity; phosphatidylinositol-3,5-bisphosphate 5-phosphatase activity
Source: RefSeq, a predicted model, not a curated record
CCUUGCCUUUAUACUCUUGUUAUCAAUGUCUGUCCAUCUUUCUACACAUGUUUGGUGAGAAUCAGUCAGCAUCAUCUUUAAACCUGUCACCACAAAAAGUCUCACGUUAGUGUUGGUGUUGGGUGGAGAAAAUGUUUGCAAUUGUGUUUCUAAUCUCUGAACUAUUACAUGGCAUUUUUGAAGAUUGAUCCAAGUAAACAAAGAAGAAAAGAUGUCAUUAUCUUCUCUAGCCGACAAUAGUAAGAUUACUGACCACGAAAAGGUAGAUAGGAGAAAAUAAUGAACUUUGACAGUUAAGAGUUUGAAGAGGCGAUCGAUUAAUUGGGAGAAGAAUUUAGAUAUGUGGAGACCGCUAGAUUCCAGAGACGUUCUAUAUUAAUGAGUUGAAUUAUAAAGAUUGAAUGAUUGAAGCUUUCAUGAAAAAGAUGGGCUUCUAUUUCUUAAUGUAUUCAUAUUACUUGGAGGUCAACCACCAAAACCUAACUUUGAGAACAAGAGCAGCAGAUUAAAGAGAUAUGGUUUGUCCAAUUUAAAGGAUGUGAAAGCACUCAAAGUCAAGGCCACUCCAUUGUUGAUAAAGUUCUUACCUUGCAUUUUUCCAAAGAUGAGUUUUGAACGGCCUAUAUAUGUAUUGUUGGAGAUAUAAGGGUCGUUUGUUCACCUUUGUGGAAGGAUACAGAAACGAAGACAUGGGAAAUUAUAACAGUUGUCAUUGUUUACAGAGAAGAUCGAGUAAACCGAAGGAUCAGAGGAUGGAUUUGAUUGGGCAUGGUCAAAUAAGCCAUAGCGGCAUCAAGGCAGUCAGUCUUCAGAAAAAUUGCAAGUUCUCUUCAUCUCCCAGCUCUGUUCUUUGCUUGUGCAUAGUAACAUGGAACAUGAAUGGAAAGCUGUCCACCAAAGACUUCAUUGAGCUAGUUGGCAAGGAACCGAGGUUUGAUCUCUUAGCAAUUGGAUUACAAGAAGCUCCAAGGCAGAAUAUUGCUCAACUUUUGCAAUCGGCUCUCACUGAAACUCACAGUCUGCUAGGAGAAGCUACUAUGCAAUCUCUUCAAUUAUUUUUAUUUGGCCCCAAAAACUCGGAAAUCCACAUGAAAGAGGUGAAGAUUGAUAAGCAUGCUGUCGGAGGUUAUGGUGGCUUGAGAGGGAGAAAAAAGGGGGCUGUAGCCAUUUAUAUCAACUUCAACGGUGUGCGAAUGAUCUUCGUUUGCUGCCAUCUUUCAGCUCAUGAACACAAGGUGGAGAAGAGGAACUCGCAAUGCAGACACAUUUCUGAGAAACUCUUCUCCAAAGACAGAAAUCCGUAUUCAAGGCCUUCGCAUCUUACAGUCUGGCUCGGAGAUCUUAAUUACAGAAUACAUGGAAUUAGCACACUGCCUGUCAGAAGCUUGAUUCAGAGAAACCUCCUCAGUUUGCUCACAAGCAAAGAUCAACUGCUACAAGAGGCUGAAAGAGGACAAGUAUUCAAUGGAUUUUGUGAGGGGACCUUAUCUUUCAAGCCUACCUACAAAUACAAUAUAGGAAGCAGUGACUAUGAUACAAGUUACAAGAUCAGAAUACCUUCCUGGACGGACAGGAUCUUGUUCAAGGUUGAUAGCGGAGCGGGAAUCGACGCUGUUCUACGUUCAUACGAAUCAAUAGAUUGUAUUAAUAGCUCUGACCACAAACCUGUGAGAGCUCAUCUUUGCUUAAAGAUGAACAAUGUACAGAUGCCAGUAUAAGUAAUAAAGCCCUUGAACUUGAACUA